This is a messenger RNA of Trichoderma aggressivum f. europaeum, 1518 nucleotides long. RefSeq lists its product as uncharacterized. The transcript is spliced from 3 exons. NCBI's taxonomy places the organism in Eukaryota, Fungi, Ascomycota, Sordariomycetes, Hypocreales, Hypocreaceae. Gene Ontology annotation, biological process: transmembrane transport. Bases 1 to 1518 code for a protein of 505 amino acids. Gene Ontology annotation, molecular function: transmembrane transporter activity. Gene Ontology annotation, cellular component: membrane. The record is from RefSeq and is a predicted model, not a curated record.
AUGGCAAGCGCCGCAAAGGAACUAGGCGAGGGCAUCACAACCACUGAUCCCACAAUGGCCGACACCGUCGAAACCCCCCGCAGCGGCGUCUUCCACAAGCUGUCCAACUCGGCCGGCAGCACGGAUGCCCCGCGCUUCUGGCGCUCCAAGAAAGACUCGUCGCAGGAGUUUAGCCUCCAGGAGCGCGAUACCCUCAGCAGCGACGAGCGGAAUCCUGAUGUCGAGAAUGGCACGUCGACCGAGUACCGCACGUAUAAGCGGCGGUGGUUUGGCCUCAUCCAGCUCACGCUCAUGAACAUUAUGGUGUCCUGGGGGUGGCUCACCUACGCUCCCGUCGUCGACAACUCUGCCGCCUACUACAACGUCAGCUCCUCGGCAAUCAACUGGCUCAGCACCGCCUUCUUCCUCUCCUUUGUAGCCAUCUUCCCCCUGUCCAUCUGGAUCGUCAACCGCGGGUUCAAGUACGGCUUCAUGUCCGCUGCCGUGCUGCUCAUCGUCGGUAACUGGAUCCGUUACGCCGGCUCGACCAACAAGUCGGGUGGCAUCUACGCUUGCGCAAUGGUUGGCGAGAUCUUGAUCGGCUUCGCCCAGCCAUUUGUGCUUGCCACACCCGCCAAGUACUCCGAUCUUUGGUUCACUCAUCGUGGGCGUGUGGCUGCGACUGCUCUAGCCAGUUUAGCAAAUCCGUUGGGUGCAGCCCUUGGACAGCUGAUUAACCCUCUGUGGGUGAACUCGUCUCGCGACGUUUCUCAGAUGGUGCUCUACGUCGCAAUCAUUUCCACUGCCUGCUCAAUUACCGCCUUCUUCAUCCCCGCCAAACCACCCACCCCUGUAGGAGCCUCCUCGGAAACGCCCAAGAUGCCUCUCUUCCCAGCCAUCCGAACAGCCAUCCGCUCUCUCGAACUCUGGCUCGUCUUUGGCACCUUUUCCGUCUACGUCGGCCUCUUCAACGCCGUGUCCAGUCUCCUCAACCAGAUCCUCGUCCCAUACGGCUUCACCGACGACCAAGCAGGCAUUGGCGGCGCAGUCCUCAUCGUCGUCGGCCUCGUUACCGCGGCCAUCACGUCCCCCAUCCUCGACCGCACCAAGCACUUCCUGCUCUCGAUCAAGAUUAUCAUUCCAAUCGUGGCCGUGUGCUUCAUCGUCUUCGUCUGGAUGCCCGAGACUCGCGGCCUCGCCGGCCCGUACGUCAUCCUCGCCAUCAUCGGCGCAGGGUGCUUCGCCCUGGUGCCCAUCGCCGUCGAGUUUCUCGCCGAUCUGAGCCACCCCAUCAGCCCGGAAGUCACGUCCACCGCCGCUUGGGCCGGUGGCCAGUUCUUCGGCGCCAUUUUCGUGAUUGUCAGCGACCCGCUCGUGGCCGGAGCCGACGGCAACCCUCCCAAGAACAUGAAGAAGUUUCUCAUCUUCCAGGCUGUCCUCGCCGUGGCUGCGGCACCCCUGGUUCUCGUCUUGGGCUGGUUUGGGCGCAAAGAUAAAGUGGCUUUACGGAGACUGCACCCCAAUCAGGGGGAAUCAUGA